Molecule: messenger RNA, 2028 nt
Organism: Drosophila sechellia
Lineage: Eukaryota; Metazoa; Arthropoda; Insecta; Diptera; Drosophilidae
Product: transcription factor grauzone
Exons: 4
Coding region: 86-1828 (580 amino acids)
Cellular component (GO): nucleus
Molecular function (GO): zinc ion binding
Source: RefSeq, a predicted model, not a curated record
UCAUAUAUCGAAGAAGUCUUGUUUAUGUUUUGAUUUGAUAUAAAAAUAUAUAAAUUGUCUUAGGCUUGAAUGUAUUAAUUUAAGCAUGAUUUGCCGUUUGUGCCUGAACAACGUUAACGAUACAGAUACAAUUCGGAUAUUCGAGGACGUGGGCAUCUCCCUAAAUGUGGCCAAUGUGUUGGCCAAAUACUUUUGGUUUGAGCCAAAAAGCGAUGAUCCCAUAUCAACGGUGAUCUGUUUGACCUGCUGGAACCAGGUGAACGACUUUCAUCAAUUCUAUGUGGCCGUGGAGAGUGCACAUCGAUUGCUCACCGAAAGGUUCUCUUUGAAAUCUGGCCAGGAUCAGGGGAAAGUUGAGCACGGUGAGGACUCGGAGCAGCAGGAGGAGGAGCAGGAUGAGGACCAGGAGCUGGGAUUACCUGGCAGCGAGGGUGGUUCCUUUACCAACGAGCAGUUCCUCACCGAAGUUAUUGCGCAGCAGGAACAGCAAACGGAAUCCAACCCACCAAAGAAACAGUUCAUAAAAGAAGACAUAGCAACAGAAAACGAUUUAGAAACCGCAGACACCUUACCCACAGAAGAGCGUAGAGAAACUCGUUCGUCCGCCAAAAGUAAAGCCCAUCAUUCGUUGCCUCCUUCGACACCUCCUGAAAAAUCGAAGCCUGUGGCGAAUAAAUCCAGACCGAAACGAACCCCGCGCAAAGCAGAAGAAGCCCCACAAAAAAGCAAACGCUAUGCGGACUACAAACAGUGCAUGCUGGAUAUCGAUGCCAAGAUAUCUGCCCACAUGCGACUCACCUGCGACGUUUGUCACGAGGGGCAGGAGACCUUCCUUCUGCUCUGCAAGCACAUGCUGCAGAAGCACCAUCGCAAGGGCUAUGCCAUUUGUUGCAAUAAAAAGUUCUACAAGCGCUCCUUUCUCACCGACCAUAUUGAUCGACACGCUGAUCCGGAGAAGUUUAAAUGCACCCAGUGCGACAAGCGAUUUGCAGACAAACAGUGCCUGAGGAACCAUGAGCUGCUGAAGCACCAUCCGGAGGAGGAGAAGACCUUUAUGUGCGAGCAGUGCCCCAAAAGGUACACUAAGCAGUAUCUGUUGGAUCAGCAUCGCGUUAUCCACAAGGAGCGCAAUGUGGUGUGCGAUCUUUGUGAGAGGAGAUUUCCCAACCAAUCCCUUCUGUGCACGCACGUCAAGAUGGCGCAUGGCAACUAUGGCACCAUGUGCGACAUCUGCGCCCAGGUUAUACGUGGACGAGCUGCCUUCCAGCGACAUCAGCUGGAGCACGCUGGUGUCACGGAGCCCAAGGUUCAGUGCGACAUCUGCGGAUCCUGGCAUAAGAACAAGCACAGUCUCAAGAAGCAUGUGCGGCGACAUAAUGGCACUGCUGCCACUUGCGAUGUGUGUGGAAAGGUUUCACCCAAUAGGAGCGCCAUGCUGAGUCACCAGCGCUAUGUGCAUCUCACGGACAGGAAGCACGAAUGCAGUGUGUGCGGCAAAUCCUUUAAGAAGGCCAUCACACUGAGGGAACACAUGACCAUGCAUACGGGCGAGGUGCUUUACAAGUGUCCUCACUGCCCGAAGACCUUUAACUCCAAUGCAAAUCAGCACACGCAUCGUAGGAAGUGUCAUCCCAAGGAGUUCGAGGAAGCAAGGAAGGCACGCACAGAGCAACGAAAAGCCAUCGACGAGGAGACACCCAGCGUGUUGACCAUCUCAACGGGCGAGGAUGGGGAAUCCCACAGCAUUCUGCUGACGAAUACCGAAGAGGAUAUUAAGGGAGAUACCAUCGAGUUCACUCUGUGUCUCAGUGCCGAUACCACAGAUUGAAAAUGAUUUCUGUUACAAGCACAGUCUGUGUUACCAGCACAGUUAAAAAAUGGCAGAAUGGAAAUUUGAAAGAUUUUUCUGAAAAAUGAAGUCAAUUUCCUAGACAUUUUAAAUAACUAUCUAAAUUAGAAACAGGGUGUUUAUUUUUAGAUCCUUAGGCUAGCGGCGUUUAACAAAAUAGACGGAGAUUUUAAGUGGAA